Messenger RNA from Patiria miniata (bat star), 4937 nucleotides. It is a transcript of the gene ap4e1, whose product is annotated as AP-4 complex subunit epsilon-1-like. Gene Ontology annotation, biological process: intracellular protein transport; receptor-mediated endocytosis. Lineage: Eukaryota; Metazoa; Echinodermata; Asteroidea; Valvatida; Asterinidae. Gene Ontology annotation, molecular function: cargo adaptor activity. The coding region runs from base 248 to 4366 and encodes 1372 amino acids. Gene Ontology annotation, cellular component: AP-4 adaptor complex; membrane coat. The transcript is spliced from 23 exons. The record is from RefSeq and is a predicted model, not a curated record.
AGGCGCAGGCAGGCGGCAGUGGGCGAUCCGAUUAAACCGAUCUCAUAAACACGUGAGAAUCUUCGCCUCGUGGUGGCGCUAUUAAACGACGACUGUCUGCUGUGUACUAAAAAGUGGGUGCUACAACUUAGUUGUGUAUUGUAAUGUAACACAGUCGUGACACGAACAGCUCACAGACUCAUCAACCACCAGUGCAAAACGAUGUUCUGGUGAAUCGCAUCUUUGGGUUCCGUCCGCACGGCAGAGGAUGUCUGAGGUCAUGGAGAAGACAUUCUCCUCCGUGUCCGGGUUCAUCAUGAACAGCCUGGGCUCCAGGAACAUGGACGUCUCGCCGGGCUUCCAUAACUUGAUACGGAGCAUCAGAAAGGCCCGCUCAAAAACGGAAGAAGAGAAGGCAAUUCAGAAGGAGCUGGAACUUCUCAAGUUGAAGCUGCAACAGCCUGAUACGACAGUGGCUAAAAUCAAGGAAUACCUGGUCCGGAUCAUGUAUUGUGAGUUACUGGGCUACACCGCGGGCUUCAGUUACAUCAGUGCAAUCAAGCUUGCUCAGCAGGGAUCGCUUGCAACAAAGAGAGUGGGUUAUCUGGCCAUCGGCUUGUUCCUGCACGAGAACCACGAGUUGAUCCUACUGCUCGUCAACACCCUACAGCGAGACCUCAGCAGCACCAACAUGCUGCACAACUGCAUGGCGUUGACCGCCGUCUGCAAGCUGAUUGGCUCAGAGAUGGUCCCAGCUGUCCUCCCGUUGGUUGAAGAGAAACUCAAGCAUCCAAAGGCCCUGGUCAGGAAGAAAGCCGUCCUAGCGCUGCGCGCCUUGUACACCAAAGCCCCUCACAUGCUGCAGAAUCCAGACGCACUCUUCAAGCAGGCGCUGUGCGACCGGGAUUCCGCCGUGACUAACGCGGCUCUGCAUAUCCACAGCGACUUGAUCAAGGAGAACCCUGCCGCAAACAAACAGCUAGUGCGCCCUCUAGUGGCUGUCCUGAGGCAGGUCGCGGAACACAAGUUGUCGUCCGAUUUUGAGUACCACGGUAUCUCGGCUCCUUGGAUGCAGAUCCGACUACUCCGGAUGCUGGCGAGACUGGGUGAAGGAGACGAACACUACAGCAGUUUAAUGUAUGAUCUCCUGGAUGAUGUGAUUCAGCAGACCUCGGCACUGAGCCACAAUAUUGCCUUCGCUGUGCAGUAUGAGUGCCUGAUCACCGUCGCCAGCAUCUAUCCACAGGAACAACUACUGAUCAAGGCCGCUACAUGCAUCAGCAAAUUCCUGAAAUCCUUGAACUAUAACCUGAAAUACAUGGGGAUUUGUGCUUUAAGUGCAAUACUGAAAGUGUUCCCAAGCUGUGCGGAGGAGCACCAGCUGACCGUCAUUGACUGCCUGGACGAUGCCGAUGACACCAUCAAAUUAAAGACUUUGGAUCUCCUGUACCGCAUGACGACCAGUGUCAACGUGGAGGUGAUCACUGAUCGGCUCCUGACGUUCCUGCAAAGUACCAGGGACAAAUUCAUCAGACGGGACCUGCUGUCCAAGAUCGUGCAACUCGCUGACCAAUACCAGCCAUCAAUCCAGUGGUAUCUAGACACUAUAACUCAAGUCCUGCUGAUAGGUGGAGAUCUAGUACCUGAAAAUCUUGCUAAUCAUGUCAUUACGGUACUAAAGAAAGAUAUUAGCAAUGGUGGUGAUAUAGGACAACAUGCACUACAACUCUACCGUCCCCUUCUCAAUCAGACGAACAUAUCCAAUGAUCUUUGGCAGAUAAGCUGUUGGGUUCUUGGGGAGUUUGCCCACCUUCCCUCCGCGCCACCGGCUACAGAGACCAUCGGCAUUCUCUGCUCCCAGCUGGAGCAGCGACGAGAUGACGACAUGAAGAUAUGGCCCAUGGCCGCUCUGACCAAAGCCGUUGCUAGCUGCGCGACCAUCAGCGAAGACGUCGCCAGGGCGAUUGAGGUGGGCCAGAGAGGAUCAUCGACGGAACUCAGACAGAGAGCGUGCGAGUUACAAGAAUUGUGCAAUGAUAUGGAUUUGAUGAAAGAAGUUUACCCCAGACCAGACUCUGCCAAGGAAUUGCAGUUUGACUGGACUUUAUCCUUCCUUGAUGAGUAUGUGUCUGAAGCUCUAGCCCAGGGUGCGGCCCCCUAUAAACCCAGGCAGCAGCGGCAGGCAGAGAGGCAACAGGCAUCCCCAGAGAUGAAACCUAUGUUCUCAGGGCUCAACUUUGUGCCCUACCAAAGCCCAUCCCCUUCGGUCGUGAGUGGCACCACCACCUCCAUCUCUACACCUGAAGGAAGGAUGGAAACAAAAUCCGUCUCUCCAGAACCCUCAAUGAGCUCUGGAGCAUCGGGAAACAGUGCUGAACCACAGAUGGCAGAGAGUUCAACAGGUUUGAAACUGGAUGGUGUCAAGAGAGUCUGGGGCAGUCAGGGUUAUGCCAAGGCGACACCAACUACAAGAUCCCACACUCGGCCUAAAACCAGUGACAGUCAAGUUCCUGUGACUCCGUCUGCUACACCGAGCAGUCCCGCUAGAGUCGUACAGCCAAGUGUACAGUUGAGCACAGCCACGGCCUUAGGGAGGACCACAAGCUCCCAUCCCCCCUCCGUAGACGACCCAUCUGAGGAGGACAGUCGGAAGAAGGAGCUAGCCCAGGCAUUGUUUGGAGGACUGCACAAGUCUAUGACCACCAGCAGCAAGAAACCUAUUGACAGAAAGCCCCAGCCAGCGCCCACAGCAGAAAGAUCUCGCAAAUCACCGGAAAUGCCGCCUACCAACGAAGGCCACCAGGACACAAAGGCAUCGUCAAGUUCAACAGACUUGCUCCUGUUGUCUGACCUCGACAUUCCGUCUUCCGACAGAGACCCUCUUCCGAUUGAACCCUCUGAAACUCGGUAUCGGGAAGAGAAUCCCGACAGGACAGAGAAGCGCCAUGAAGUAGGUGAUAGUAAUUUUGAUGGUCUUCUGGGAUUGACUGAAGAAAAGACAGUGCACAAUAAAAAUGCAAAGCAUGACAGGCAACCCGCCCUAAAUCAAAGUUCGUCAAAUCCAAGUGAGCAACUCCUAGAAGAAGCACCACUUAAGACGAAAGAAGACCAACUCUCAGCAGCUGCAAAUGUAGAGACACAUCUAAGUGGACCUCUGAACAAAGCUGCAGAUAGGACUCAUGAACAACAGCCCAGCAUGUAUGAAGAGUUUAAAGGAAUGGAUCUGAGCAAAGAAUACUCAAGUUUACGGACAGAAGUGGGACAGACCAAUUCCGAUUUGUUGCAAGAUGAGGGGUUGGUUGAUCAUGGAUGUCCUCAUGCAACUGACCCUUGCGGACUUCCGGACACAGUUUAUAGUACGGCUCAUGAACCCAAAGAAGAGAAAACAAACCACCUUGUAGAGAUCCAAGUCCAUGCCGACAAAAAUCUCCCCGACUACUCUGAGGUCAAGUGUAACACAAACUCAGCUGACUCUCCAUCCAGGGAUGAGUCCAGUUUAUCAGUCGGAAAUUCAGACCUCAACCUCUUGGAAACUAGGACAUCCAUUUCUCAAAACCAUCCCACAACUACGCUGUCAUCUCUUGCCCAACCCACCAAAGAGGUUUCAAUUCUGGACUCCAAUCCCGAGGACAUGUCCCUUCAAAGUCCGCCGGAACUCUUACAAAACCCACUGCCAACGGACUGGCAGAACUUUCCAAGAGGCCGAGAAAGAAUUGAACUUUGUAGUGACACUCUGCUCGUUGUCACGCUUUACAAAGUCUGGAAGCCCGAUGCGUUGGGACUUGUCUUCAAUGUCUCAAACAUCAGCCCAAAAGACUCCAUCACCCAGUUAAAAAUUAAAUUGGAUGUUACCUUAAAUUUGAAAGUACAAGACAACCCAAAUCUCUCGCCUCUAUCAGCAGACGACCUAGACCCGACCGCAACCACAAUCCUGACGGCAGAGCUGGGCUGUGUCUCCCCAGCCCCCAGCAUGAGCCUGGGUGGGGAGGUAGCCUACAAAGACCACACUAAAACACACCGUAGAAUGUUCUUUAGUUCACCCAUCCUGGUCAGCGAUUUGUUAAGACCUCUGAAAUUGCAAACAGCCGAAUUCGGGGAGCAGUGGCCGAGGCAAACACGCGACUGUAAAUUCACCGUCGAAGUGGCUGCAACUGUCUCCAUGUCAAAGGUCAUGACCCUACUGACCCAGGAGCUGAACCUCCAUCUUGUUGAAAUAAUCGGUAAUGAGGGUAUUGCCUGCGGCACACUCCUUGGUGGCACUAUUUGUCUCCUGCAUGCCAAGCUGCCAACUAGCAAGUCACUGGAGGUCUGGGUCCGUUCCUCUAGCAGUCUUCUGUCGGAGUCCAUCUCCAAACAGUGCAGGGAAGAUGCCGUGAAGAAACUAUGACGAGUUGUCUUGCAGGAAGAACUCAUUAACCCAUUAGCACCUUUACUACAUUGUACUACAUUGUAUUUAUUCACAGGAGAAUACAUGAAACCAUUGAGUACACUGGUAGUUCGGGGGUAACAGGGGAGUAAUAGGCUGGGCGGUUUUAAGUCGUACCGGCUCUGAAGUUCUGUCAUAAGCCAAUAUGACCCAUCAGGCCGGCAUUUAUCUCCGGUUUCCUUGGCACGAAACCACUGACAAUAUGUCUGUUUCCCCUGGAUGGGAUGCCAGUCCAUCGCAGGUUACUCCCCAGCUAAUACUGGUACCCAUUUGUACUCCUGGGUGGAGAGAGGCAAGUUGAGGUGAAGUGACUUGCCAAGUCCAAGGACACGACAUAUGACCAGCAGCUGGAUUCAAACCCCUGACCCUCUGACCACGAGUCACAAAUGCUAACCACUAGGCCCCACUCCCCAAACUAGGAUUAAUGGGUUAAAACGAAAAACAGUCUUGCCAAAUAAUUAUCAGUGUUGUAGUCGAGUACUUUUUUCCCGAGUACCGAGUACUGCCGAGUACAAGCACAGGUCUCCGGGUA